CAACUUUACCCAGGGACACGGAAGGAGUAUAUGGCAUACGCACCAGUACAGGGUCACUGCAUGAGGGAUCACCGCCGACGUCUACCCACAUAGCGAAGCGGCAAUGUUAAUCUCCACUCUUUACUAUUUCAACAUCAUGAAAUUUGGACAGACGAGGCUGAGCACAAUCCACGCGGGUACGCAGCCGAGUUUCGCGCUCGGAUAACGCGGGGGAGUUGGGCAUUCGGGCAGUUAGUUUCCAAGGAGGCAGUGGGACAAUCAUUAAAAAUCACAAUGUGACAACGAUUAUGAACAUCGUCGCCGCUUCUGUAAACGCGCUCCAGUGUCUCUCCGAUCAUCACGUUUUCUUACAGUGUGACAACAUAUGCCAAGAGCGCCUCACACAGCCAUAUUGACGUAGCCAAGACAAUGAACCGACGGCAAGGCUUUCCAGGCAGGUUGCUUGAUGGGAAAACUUCGCUUUUUAAUGUUUGAUGCCAACAAUAACUUCGCGGAGCUGAGAUCUGAUGGGUGUUUUUGGUAUUCUGCAUCUCUGGCCGCUAUUUUGCCAAGAAGAAUCCUAAAAAAGUAGCGUAAGAGGUUGAUGAAAAUAACAUUGGGAUGCGCUUCCUGCGGAUAGGAAAGUAACAUGGGGCGACGGAACAAAGUAACGCCGGGCAUCCCACUUCGUUGUCUACCAUAAUAGCAAUAAAUUUCCUCUCAGCCUCGUCGAACCCCGGAUUAGGAAUUAUAUUACCCAAAAGCGUCGCUGCAUUUCUUGACGCCCCCCAACCGCUGUAAAAUCUUGAGGCGGCAACCAGUAAAAGAGAAGCAAGCUUUGGGGCAGUACUUGCUACUUAUUACAGUCUUUUUGCAAGGAUGGGAAACUACGACAGCGACUCCUCUGAUGGAGGGGAACAGGAUUAUACCGAGACCAACGUGCUCCUGGGGUACGCUUCGAAAGAAGCCUCGGAAUCAGAUGAUGUGAACAGCUAUAUCGGAGGACGACCUACCUGGCUCUCCCCCACCACCCCUCCCUCCGCCUCCCUCGCCCGCUGCAAAAUCUGCUCCGACAUGCUCAUCCUCCUCCUCCAACUAAACGGCGACCUCCCCAAAGACUUCCCCGGCCACGAGCGCCGUCUCUACGUCCUCACCUGCCGCCGCAAAACCUGCCGGAGGAAGGAAGGCAGCAUCCGCGUCCUGCGGAGUCUCCGCGUCAGCGAAGCCGCGGCGGCGAAGGAGGUCCAGAAGAAGGAGGAGGUGAAGCCGGCACCAAAACCAGCAGCGGGGCAGGGGAAGGUGGUGUCAAAUACGAUGUUUGGGGAUAGUUUGUUUGGGUCGAAAUCGACGGGUGGUGGUGCGUUUGGGGGGAACCCCUUUUCUAGCCCAGGAGGUGUUGGGGGGGCAAACCCUUUUUCGACUGCUGCACCUGCUGCUGCUGCUGCGAAUCCAUUCGCCACGUCGGAACUGGCGGCGAAACCACCACAGAAGCCUGAUGCUGAUCUCCCCCAAACAUUCGCUGCAGCACUCUCCCUCAACGCUCCUGCCCCCUCCCCUCCUACCCCCGCGGAACCCUGGCCUGUCGAUGCAGAACUGCCAGCACCAUACCCGCUCUUCUACCUCGCCGACGCCGACUACGAGACGCUGGACAAAGACGAGCCUGAACCGAUCCAAAAGCACGAGAUGCUAGAAAUGGAAGUCGAAGGCCCAUCCGGCUCCUCGGGCGGAAAAGAGGACAAAGACGUGUAUGAAAGCAGUAUCGACACCACGUUCCAGAAAUUCGCAGACCGGCUCAGCCAGAACCCCGAACAAGUGAUCCGAUACGAGUUCAAGGGGAGCCCGCUGCUGUAUACCAAGAGCGAUGCGGUUGGGAAGCUGCUUGGCGGUGGAAGUGGGAGUAGUAAUGCGAAGGUGACGGUGGGAGGGGGCAAGAUGCCGAGGUGUGCGAAUUGUGGUGCGGGGAGGUGCUUUGAGGUGCAGUUAACUCCCCAUGCUAUCACGGAGCUGGAGAGCGAGGAGGUGAGUCUGGAGGGUAUGGAGUGGGGGACUGUGAUUGUGGGUGUGUGUGAACGGGAUUGUCAGGCCCGCGGUGUGGAGGCUGGUGAGGUUGGGUAUCUGGAGGAGUGGGCGGCUGUGCAGUGGGAGGAGGUGCCGGAUAAGAUGAAGGGGUAGAGAGAUGUGUGGAGUGAGAGGAGGCCUGGAUAUGAAGGGGUAGAUGGAAAUGGAUGGGGGUUCUCAGAACCGCGCUGGUCAGUCUUAGAGCCGCAAUGGCGAGAAUAUCAACGUAUUCACCCAUUUUGACUCUCCUUCACACAGCUGAUCCCCUCGAGCUGUGAGGGAACUGCUCGCUACCUCUCCUCAAGGGUGAACCAGGCGCGACCUGGUUGACACCCUCGAGGGUUUGGGUCUCGGCGUGGUUGCGCCCUAACACGCCGCUUCGCUCUGCUUCGCACAAAGAAGCUAUUCACAAACAAAACACCCCCUUUCAUCCACACUCCUCAACCCCCCAAAAAAAUCCCAAACUCCAGCAACAAAAGGCAGAUCUUCAAAGCCAAUCCUCAAAGCCAAACGAUCGUAUCUUCUGAUCUUUGGCUUCAGGGAUUGGUCUUUAAACCCAAACAAUCUGUUCUUCAAAGCCAAUUCUUCAAAUCCAAACAAUCAAUCAAUUCCUCAAACCCAAAUCUUCAAAGAACCCAAAACUCAAAAAUCCAAUCAAUCAAUCAUUCACCAUGGACGAACCAUCUGACGAUACAUCCUGCCCCCCUUGCCAACCUAACGGCACCGACGCCGCCGCCACGCAGACGCCGCACAGUGACGCCGUCGCCAACAUCCUCGCCACUACCCCGGAUUGGCGUACGCAAGCGGGUCCCUCCCCAGC
Pseudogymnoascus verrucosus is the source of this 2857-nucleotide messenger RNA. RefSeq lists its product as uncharacterized. Lineage: Eukaryota; Fungi; Ascomycota; Leotiomycetes; Thelebolales; Thelebolaceae. The coding region runs from base 859 to 2151 and encodes 430 amino acids. Gene Ontology annotation, biological process: maturation of SSU-rRNA. The record is from RefSeq and is a predicted model, not a curated record. The transcript has 2 exons. Gene Ontology annotation, cellular component: cytoplasm.